CUGUGCGAACAAACUACUUUGUUGAUUUUAUAUAAAGAUCUAAAUCUAAAUAUUAAAUUACAAGUUUUUUAUGCCGAAACAAUGAUUUCACAGCUUUUAUCUAAUGGUUAACUUUGUUAUUGAAUUUGUUGCUCGUGUAAUACCUGUCUGUGCCUUAAAAGUUACGGUGCAAUAUUAGUUUUAACUCAUGAGGUGUUCCGCGAACAGUUUUUAUUUGUUUUCAUUAUGACGAAACGCCGAAGAAUAGUUCAAGCUGACAAAAUAAUACAAAAUGUUAUUAACGUAUUUUGUUUAUUGAUGUUCCUACAGUUAAAAGGUUACUAUUCAACCACAAAUAAUCCUGUGUUGUUAUAUUCUACUGCAUCUGACAUUCGAGUUGCAAACACUUCAAAAUUGGGGAAAAUAAACGUUAUAAUAAAAGGCCUAGAGCAAGGCUCUGCUGUAGACUUUCUCCAUAAAAAAAAUACAAUAUGCUGGUCAGAUCAGACUGCGGAAUUGAUACAAUGUAUGGAAUACAACGACACCCAUUCAGGAGAGAAGAUAAGAAUAGUUUCAGAAGGUAUAAUUACUCCUACUGGUAUUGCAUUAGAUUGGUACACUAAUAAAAUGUACUGGACGGACGGUGAAACUAAUAAAAUUGAAGUGAUUUGUAUUGAAAAUAAAUAUAGGAAAGUACUAUUUUGGUCAGAUGUCGACCUUGCAAGAGCUAUUGCUCUCGUUCCAACAGAAGGGCUUAUGUUCUGGACCGAUUGGGGAGAAAUACCUAAAAUAGAAAGGGCUGGUAUGAACGGUGAUCCGGCCACAAGGAAAGUUAUAGUGAAGGAUAAUAUAUUUUGGCCGAACGGAAUCACAGUGGAUUAUAACAACAAUUUAAUAUACUGGGUUGACACUAAGUUACAAUUUGUUGAUGUAAUGGGUUUCAAUGGUGAGAAUCGGAAACGGGUUGUUAAAGAUGGCUUGAAGCAUCCUUAUGCUUUGGCUUAUUUUGAUAAUAAACUUUAUUGGACCGAUUGGAAGAAAUGGUCCAUAUAUACAUAUGACAUAGCUGCAAAUAGUUCUCUUAAAGAAAUUAUAAAAUCCGACCAUGUGCCGGUAGACAUCAAGGUGUACGAUGAGAGUCGGCAAGUGAUACCUAAUGGAGAGUACCCUUGUAAAAACAAUGAGAAAUGUUCACAUCUGUGCCUUCUAGCUCCUAAUUCACCUGGCUAUGUGUGCAGCUGUCCAACCGGCGUAAAGUUAAGGGAAGGCAGCAACACAACCUGCUACAAUGGACCGCAGUCAUUGCUGUUGGUGGCUCAGAGAUCGAUCAUAUCAAAAAUAUCCCUCGACUCACCGGACUACACGCCUUACUCGUUACCAUUGAAAGAUCUUAAGAGAGCUCUUACAGUUGAUUUUGAUCCCAAAACUGAAUAUAUAUAUUGGGCUGACAGCAUGUCCAAGACAAUAUCUCGAGCUCGUCUGGAUGGCAGCGACCAAUCAAUAGUGAUCCAUUGUAGCGGUGUACCGGAUAGUAUAGCCAUAGAUCCGCUAGCUAGGAAUAUUUACUGGACUGAUCCUAUAUCUGACACUAUAACUGUGGCCAGGCUGGAUGGACAAGCUAGAAAAGUUAUAAUUCACGACGAGCUUUACGAUCCUCGCGCGAUCGCCCUACAUCCGGUGGCCGGGUGGAUGUUCUGGUCCGAUUGGAACGAGAAGAAACCUAAAAUAGAACGAGCCAACCUCGACGGCACAGGACGGGUGUUGCUAGUCUCCGAAAAACUGAUUUGGCCAAAUGGCAUCGCUCUGGAUACGGAAAAAAAUAAACUGUACUGGGGUGACGCGAGAACACAUAAAAUAGAGGUCUGUAAUAUGGACGGGUCCGGAAGGCGUGAGCUUCAUGGGAGUGACAUUCUUCAUAUAUUUGGACUCACCCUUCUGGGUGAUAAUCUGUACUGGACUGAUAUGCAGCGACGCACAUUGGAUAGGAUCAACAAGGAAACUGGGUCGUCACGUCAGUCGGUGGUGGAGCAAAUGGCGAACAUGAUGGGUGUGCGUGCCGUCCGUUUGGGUCCGCUGGCCAGCCGGAACCCAUGCUCGGCUGAACACGUCUGCUCACACCUGUGCUUCAACCGACCCGACACACACGUGUGCGCCUGCCCUAUCGGUCUGGAGCUGGGAAGCGACAGGAAGACUUGCAUAGAACCAGAAGCGUUCCUCUUGUACAGCAGGAAAAACAUCAUCGGACUUAUAAGUAUCGACAAUGAGAACAACGACGCGGUGCUACCUAUAAAGGAGCUGAAGGAAGUCAGUGCCCUAGCAGUAGACGUGUCCGGUUCCAAGUUAUACUGGUCAGACAGCAAAACAAAAACAAUAAACCGAUGUAAUAUAAACGGAUCCAAUAUGGAGAAGAUAUUAGAGUUCAUGGGUCUUGUUGAAGGUGUCGCGAUAGACUGGUCGGCUCAGAACAUCUACUGGACGGACACGGCGGCGCAUCGCAUCGAAGUGGCCAGACUAGACGGGUCCAGCAGACGGGCGAUCAUGUGGCAGGGGCUGAAGAAACCUAAGAGCAUCGCACUCGAUCCGCGGAAGGGCUACAUGUACUGGUCGGAGCUGGGAUCCAAGACUAUCAAACGGGCCACAAUGGACGGGUCUUCCCCUAUAGUUCUGUUCGAGCAGGUCGUUAAAGUCCACGCGCUCGCCAUAGACUACGAGAAGAGAGCCAUCUACUGGGCGGCACUGGACUCUAUGGUCAUUGAAUACGCAUUCCUGAACGGAACCGGGAGGAAGGUGCUAGUCGAUAACAUACCCAUGCCGUACGCGCUGGCUCUGUACAACGACCGGGUGUUCUGGGGAGACUGGAAUACAGGUCUCGUGGAGGUGGCGAAGAAAUCGGACGGAUCAAGUCGUAGGACCAUUCAUACACAGUUGGAUUAUAUAUCAGAUUUGAAGGUUUACCACAGGGGCAGGGACAACCUGUCCAACCAAUGCGGGGUGGACAACGGGGGCUGCUCGCAUUUAUGCUUACCUUUGACGAACAACGACUAUAGAUGCGCUUGUCCGACGCAUUACAGGCUCAACAGAGACAAUCUCACGUGUUCCGAGCCUGAAGAGUUCUUGUUGUACGCUCAGAAGAACGCCGUGGGUCGGCUACUAGCUGCCAACAGCGAGUGUAGUGACGCCUUCAUCCCUCUGACGGGGCUCCGGAACGUGAAAGCGAUCGAGUACGACCCCAUCAGCAGACAUCUCUAUUGGAUGGACGAAGAAAAUCACUCAAUACGAAGAGUUCCCAUAUCUUAUUCUGCGACAUCAGCAGUCACGGACUCUACGAACGUCGUGUCCGAUCUAUCGAGACCCUUCCACAUGGCGUUGGACGUGCUAGGAAGGACUCUGUACUGGACUUGUCUCAACACAGACUCCAUCAACGCCACCUCCAUAGAAAACAACUCGUCAUCCGGCGUCAUAAUACGAGGAGACAAUAUGAUGCCCAGAUAUUUAGCGUUCCAUCAAACGAAAAGGUUACUGUUCUGGAGCGACGCUGGUCUGGGCGGUAUAUUUCGGUCGUUGGUGGACGGGUCGGAGCGCGCACAGUUGGUUCGUGUGGACAACGUGACCGCCCUCGCUCUGGACAUGGGCGGUGCAUCCGCCCUGUACUGGGCUGUGGGAAGACAGAUACACGCCGUGGACAUUGAUGGCUCCAACAGACGAGUCAUCUGGCAGGGCGGGGCUGUGGGUGCUCUGGCUGCGUACGGCGGCGCGCUAUACCUCGGCGGCGAGCGUGUCCCGAGCCGGCUGCCGUUACACCGGCGCGACGCUCCCGCGACGCCGCUCGCCCACGUGCAGCGGAUACUGUCCGCGGUCAGUGUACACCGCGUCCCACGCGACCACCCCUGCUAUGGAGCGUGCGGCGGAGCCCCGGCCACUUGCGGCAGGGACGGGGUCUGCGGCUGCGGCCUGAGCUGCUCCGCCCGGAGACACUGUGACCCUGAUCACUUCCUGUGCGGUCGAGACAACGGACCCACCACUAAUAGCGUACAGUGUAUACCCAUGGAGUGGAAGUGUGACGGUCAACGCGACUGUCUCGACGGGUCGGAUGAAUCUCAGUGUGACAGCUGUGCGGGGCUCCACUGCGCGGACGGGUCCUGCGCCCCCGCACUCGGCGGCUGUCUCACGGGCGCGUACUGCACACACGCACUACCAGACGCCUUCCGUUGUGACGACCGUCUUUGUCUGCCGGCCGGUCUACUGUGUGACGGCCGCUCUCACUGUGAGGACGAAUCAGACGAAGCCCCCGCCGCGUGUGGAUACGUUCACAAAGAUCAGAUGGUGUCGGUGGGUGCGAGUGGUCAGUCGCACGCGUUAGUAGUGUGCGGAUCGGUGGUAGGGGCGGCGGUGGUGGUGGCCGCUCUGUGGGCGGGCGUCAGGCGGUACUCCAGGGCAGGGCGACACCAGCCUCACCAGAGAACACUCGCACUCAACAAGCCAGCCACCCGACCCAGGACAGAUGCGCCGUCAUCCGAUUCGUUUCUCAGAUUGAGCGCGAUGGGCACUGCUUCGGGAUGCGGAUCCGGCUCGGGCUCGGGCUCGGGCUCGGGCUGGGGCUCGGACAGUCUUUGCGGACGAUACCCGCGACCUACCGCCAACCCUCCGCCCAGUCCGGCCACGGCCUCAGGAGGGAGACGACGCGCCUACAGGAACUAUAGGGCUUCGAAUAGGCCUCCGCCACCAACACCGGCCUCCACUGACGCGAACGAAUCAGAGAACGAACACGCGAGGGCGCCACCACCCUCGCCGGCGCCCUUGCUAUACUAGAUAGAAUUAUUUAAUAAUUUUCAUAUUGAAAACACAACCCUCAUAGAAACAAUACACGUGUAGCUACGGGAACUUUAUACAAUAACUACAUGGACAGCACUCACUUAGACUUUUAACCGAAUAAUGUAACUUUAUUAAUACAUAUAACUGUAUACGGACUGGUAAAACAUAGUCAAAGGAUAACAUUCACCGCACAUGAAUAUUCUAUAUUGAAUUUAAGUCGCCCUACAACGAUACAAAUACAUAUCUCUCGUGAUUGUUUAAAAAUUAGCAUAAGACAUGCGUCUCAUGACUGUUAUAUAAAAAUAGAUUUAUGAAGAGUAAAUUUAUUUCAUAUACUAAGUAAGUUAGCAAAGGAUUACUUUUAACUGACGAGGAAUUGACAAUUUACUGUAAUUUAAAAAAUGUAAGCCGCAUUUGACUUGAGUAACUUAUGAUUAUGUAAAGUUCUUAAUAUUAUCUGAAUGUUUGCUUCUCUAUUGUUUUUUGUAAUAUGUGGCUAAGCUAAUCACAAUCCCAGCUCAUUAAUUUAAUUAAUUAAUUAAUAUUUUUUUUGGUUGGUACGUUACUAUAAAGUAUAAAUACUACAUUGUUAUGAAGAUUAAAACGAUUUUCAUAUAUGUGUUGCCAUCUAAUAAAUAUAAAAUGUAAAUUUCAACUUGGUGCUAUCCCACUGUUCGUGCCUCAGUAACAUAGUUAGUGACGUGUAAAUAAAAGCUUUAUACGAUGUAAAUAAGGUUGCAAUUAGUUUGUAGCAUAAAUAUGAAAAAUUUUCAGCCGACACUCAGUUAUAAUAAAUUUAGUAUAAGUAACAAAUUAUUGUUGAUAUAAUUAUAAAGCUGUUUGCACACGGUUAAUUCCUUAAGUAUGAGUGGGUUAAUCAAGCAAUAUUCCUAAUUAAGGCAAAAUACAGAGUCGAAUUAUUUCAAAUGUUGUAUAUAGCUAAGUGAUGUCCGUAGACUUGGACUUUUUAAUGAUAAUGAUUUAGUUUAAGACUAAAUGUAAAUUAUUUUCUCUUAUUUCUUUUUUUUUUUGGAUGACACUAUAACAUACUAAUUAUGACUGAAUUGAACCUUUUUUAGUAAUAAAACUUUUGUACCUGUUAA
This is a messenger RNA of Danaus plexippus (monarch butterfly), 5894 nucleotides long. It is a transcript of the gene arr, whose product is annotated as low-density lipoprotein receptor-related protein 6. Lineage: Eukaryota; Metazoa; Arthropoda; Insecta; Lepidoptera; Nymphalidae. The transcript is spliced from 23 exons. Bases 226 to 4788 code for a protein of 1520 amino acids. The record is from RefSeq and is a predicted model, not a curated record. Gene Ontology annotation, molecular function: protein binding; calcium ion binding.